Messenger RNA from Tupaia belangeri chinensis (Chinese tree shrew), 1478 nucleotides. RefSeq names its product MAPK interacting serine/threonine kinase 2 (gene MKNK2). The record is from RefSeq and is a predicted model, not a curated record. Lineage: Eukaryota; Metazoa; Chordata; Mammalia; Scandentia; Tupaiidae. Gene Ontology annotation, biological process: protein phosphorylation. Gene Ontology annotation, molecular function: ATP binding; protein kinase activity.
CAGUCCGCCCCCUCCCCCGCUGGCGGGGCCCGGACAGAAGAUGGUGCAGAAGAAAACAGCCGAACUUCAGGGCUUCCACUGUUCGUUCAAGGGGCAGAACCCUUUCGAGCUGGCCUUCUCCCUAGACCAGGCCCAGCACGGGGACUCGGACUGCAGCCUGCAGUGCUCGGCUCGCCCUGACAUGCCCGCCAGAUGUGUACCGGCUGCACGAGGACGUGCUAGGGGAGGGGGCCCACGCCCGCGUGCAGACCUGCGUCAGCCUCAUCACCAACCAGGAGUACGCCGUCAAGAUCAUCGAGAAGCAGCCCGGCCACAUUCGGAGCAGGGUUUUCCGGGAGGUGGAGAUGCUGUACCAGUGCCAGGGACACAGGAACGUCCUGGAGCUGAUCGAGUUCUUCGAGGAGGAGGACCGCUUCUACCUGGUGUUCGAGAAGAUGCGAGGGGGCUCCAUCCUGAGUCACAUCCAUAAGCGACGACACUUCAACGAGCUGGAGGCCAGCGUGGUGGUGCAGGACGUGGCCAGCGCCCUGGACUUCCUGCACAACAAAGGCAUCGCCCACAGGGACCUGAAGCCGGAGAACAUCCUGUGUGAGCACCCCAACCAGGUCUCCCCCGUGAAGAUCUGCGACUUCGACCUGGGCAGCGGCAUCAAGCUCAACGGGGACUGCUCCCCCAUCUCCACCCCGGAGCUGCUCACCCCGUGCGGCUCCGCGGAGUACAUGGCCCCCGAGGUGGUGGAGGCCUUCAGCGAGGAGGCCAGCAUCUACGACAAGCGCUGCGACCUGUGGAGCCUGGGCGUCAUCCUCUACAUCCUGCUGAGCGGCUACCCGCCCUUCGUGGGCCGCUGCGGCAGCGACUGCGGCUGGGACCGCGGCGAGGCCUGCCCCGCCUGCCAGAACAUGCUGUUUGAGAGCAUCCAGGAAGGCAAGUACGAGUUCCCCGACAAGGACUGGGCCCACAUCUCCUUUGCUGCCAAAGACCUCAUCUCCAAGCUGCUGGUGCGAGACGCCAAGCAGAGGCUGAGCGCCGCCCAGGUCCUGCAGCACCCCUGGGUGCAGGGGCCCCUCCUCAUCCGAGCUACCUCACGCUGCCCGCAGCUCUCCCCGCCCUCCGAGUCGGCGCUGGCCCAGCGGCGCCAGAGGGCCAGCCUGUCCGCGGCGCCCGUGGUCCUCGUGGGCGACCGCGCGUGACCCGGCUGCCCCCGUGUACAUAGUCGCCCUCCCCGCUCUGGUUUUAAGCUAUUGCCAACCUGACCAGCCGCCGCCCUCUCCCCGGGCUGGGCGCGCAGUGGGCGGCUUUUACGGAAGGUUGUGCUGUUAGGUCCCCUCCGGUUCCCCUUCUAAAGGCGUUCAGGCAGAGCGAGCAGGGCGAGGGGUGGGCGAGGGCGCCCGGCUUGCACGCCCGUCUCAGGACAGCCGUCUUCCAGCGCUAGUGUUUCAGGGAUGGCGCCCCCAUGAGGCCCCGCGGGCUCGGCGGGG